AAAAGCAGAAAGAGGAAGACUUGGCCCCCCCCGUUUUUCCUCUCACCUCCACCAUUCACGGCCACCUCGACUUGGAUCACUUGGUAUAUCGUCCACAGCCAGUGUAGAGGUAUCAAAAUUACCUGCAGAUAGGUCAUAGGGGGUCAUCAGGGGCCUUCAGGGCGUGAUAUUCACCAAAACUCAUCGUAUUCAUCGGUAUAUACCAUCAGCUUACCUCAAAGUGGAGGUCGACCAGUAUCUGAACACAUUAUAACCACACAUUUCAGGACCAUGCCCGGUCGCAAAUCCUUGACAGAUAAUCUUGACAACAGGUCAAGAGCGGGCAAUGGAAAGGAAAAGGAGACAUUCGGCUGUCCUUACCCCGGCUGUGGUCAGUCCUAUAGCCGAAUGGAAUACUUGAAGCGGCACCAGCGAAAACAUCAGGACGAUCGCCCGUUCGCCUGCAAGGACUGCUCCAAAGCCUUUGCACGCAGUGAUGUUCUCCUACGACACCGCCGACGAUGUCACCCUACACCUCCCCCCGUCGACGUCUCCGCCCACUCUCCCCCUCAGGUCCACCGAGGAUACCCAGGAAUGCCAGUGUCCUCUUCACGUACCGAUCCCCGCGAAAUGUCACCCGUCCGAGGCCGCAAACGCCAGACCAGCCAGGGGAGUAGCGACCAACCCGCCCUAAGCCGACGUCGCACUGAAGAGGAGGAUGACGACGAGGAUUCUGACAUUGGCGAGACGAGUCGUUUUGCUCGUCAAAAUGGCAUGGGUAACGGAGGUGUCUAUGUCAGCAAUUAUGUGCCAGAAUCAUCCACCUACACCCCCCACCUUAUCCCAAUGUUCCAAAACCAGCCCUUCUCUAAUUCUGACCCGAACCACCUCGAAGACGCCUCCGUUCUCUUGUCCAUGGCAUAUGGCGGUGGAUCCAUGGAGCCAGUACCCACGGUGCAAGGCCAACGCGUGGUGGCUGAUGACUGGGCGCCGGCCUCCACCAUCAAUAUGAUGAUGGACGCCAGCGAGCCUCCAUCGAAUCAAAUCGUCAGCAACCCGUACUUACCGGCGUGGGGUUCUACUUGGCUUGGUGAGGAGGCAAAACCAGACAAUGCGUUUCUGGGUUCCAUGUUCUCGCCCACCGCUUUUGAUUUAUCGACUUUGGCUCCCGAAUCCCAAGAAGAUGUCACUGUAACAAAUAUUCUGGACCAACUGUCGAAGUACGAAAUCCCGCAGAGUCAACACAAUUUAAACCCAGAACGUCCAUUAUUGCGUCUUCAGCAUGAAGAGAUUUAUCAACUUGCCGGAGCGGAGAUGUACGACAAGACGAGCAAAUUCUACCUACCCGCCGAGCGAUUCGCCGGAUGCUAUCAGAUCCCCCACUGGGGCCUACCUCCCCUCCGUGUCAUGUCUGUCAUGGCGAAUCGCACGUUCAACACCGUACUCAAGCACUUUUCCAUGGUCCACACGCCAACGUUUCGCCUGAUCGACACCGCGGCUUGUCUCGCAUUUGCGAUCUGCACCGUCGGCGGUAUCAAAUCGAGCAGCUACAACUGGUUCAAAAAUGACAAGAUCAGCAGUCUACUGGUUGGAUCAGAUCCCGACAUUGAGGCGAUCGACGGUCCUCUACCUCGAGGCGAGGGCUGGCAAUCUAUGUAUCAAAAGAAUUUUGGUAUCCUCGGCGGCGACUCGACAUCACAAAAAGUCGACGAGUGGGAGACCGCUCACAUUGUCAGAAAUGAGAAGAGCAAUAUGCUGGUCAAGUCUUUCGGUCUCGCCAAAGGCGUCCUGAUGACCGAAUACAACGUGGCGCUCCUCCAAGCUUUGGUCCUCUACAACGCCCCGUACUUUUUGAGCGAAGACGAGAGCGAACGAGUCAUCGCCAACAUGUUCCUCGGUACAAUCGUCAAUAUCGCGCGCCAAGUCGGCUUCUUCACCCCCGAACUCGAGCACUUCGAAGUCGAGGUGCAGAGGCCUCCCGAGCUUUGGACAGGGGCCGAGCUCGAUCUCUAUUGGCGACGAUGGAUCCAGCUCGAGACGAGGCGCCGAACGGCGUAUCUCAUCUAUCACCUCGACAUUGUAUCUGCGCUCGAAUCCCACAUUCCCCCGAUUCUCACGUCUUGCGAAAUGGCUGACAUGCCGUUACCUGCUCCCGAUUCUCUCUGGCUAGCGGCGGAUGCUGAGGAAUGGUUCGAGGCGUUGAAAAAGUAUCGCUACAUGACGUUAGAUGAGGCGAUGAGGCGAAUCUUCUACCUCCCUACAUACGGCGCGUUUGACAAGCUUCAUGAGCGGUCCGACACAAAGUAUUACAACCUCCUCAAUACGACCGAGCUCGGACCGUUUGCACGAACGGCGAUCAUUUCCAGCAUUCUCAGAGGCGUAAUCGACAUUGGCGAGGGGAAACGCGAUCGAGGAGACUGGAGAGAUCUGACUGAUCUCUGGGUGAAUUGCAACUGGCUCAAACCCGGGGACAAGUGUCUCGACUCGGAGGGCAAGGACCUCGGACCAGUCACCCGCGAGUCGCUCCGUGACCGGUUCUCACAAGGGCUCGAGAGGUGGCGCCAAGGCUGGGAUUUCGACCCGACGUGCCCCAAUCCUGCGAAUUACCCCUCGCCAUCUGGAGACGGCAUGAGCGAGGUCACCAAGUUGGCAUACGUUGAGGAGGCAUUGCCAUUCUAUUGGCUUGCUCUCCAUCUCAUGGACAUUCUCAAGGCGGCGCCUCCGCAUGAACCCGGCUGGAAUGCGUUUGGCAUCAAUGGAGCACAACCCGGUGGAGUCCGCUACGGGAAUAUCCUGAAGAACGCCCGACGAUUCACCCGCAUGGGCGAGGGAUCGUCCAAUGUGUUCACUAAUCCCUCACGUACAUCUGUGAGCUCGAUCAAUACCCCGAAUAGCGUCGCCAGCGGCUCGUCGCUAUCCGCUGGCAAAAUCGGCGUCGGCUCGGGAUCUGUUGGUAUGUCAUCGACUCAGGUUCCCGUGAUUCCCGGUGUCGAUCUCGAUGCGUUUGAGGCGUUUGCAGGCCUGGAAGGGAUCUUGUAAUGUGCUUACUGUAUCAAUUCUUAUCGUUUGUAUUUUGGUUUAUGCACCUGUGAGUGGCCAG
Molecule: messenger RNA, 3079 nt
Organism: Kockovaella imperatae
Lineage: Eukaryota; Fungi; Basidiomycota; Tremellomycetes; Tremellales; Cuniculitremaceae
Exons: 9
Coding region: 271-3018 (915 amino acids)
Biological process (GO): DNA-templated transcription; regulation of transcription by RNA polymerase II
Cellular component (GO): chromatin
Molecular function (GO): RNA polymerase II cis-regulatory region sequence-specific DNA binding; zinc ion binding; DNA-binding transcription factor activity, RNA polymerase II-specific
Source: RefSeq, a predicted model, not a curated record